AAGGCAUUCGAGCAUAAUCUUAAAUUAGCCGACGGAGCGGUAUUUUUCCGGCACCAGCAUCCCUCCAUCCAUCCUUCCAUCCAUUAUAGAAAACCCAAAUACCGUAAUAGGCUAUAAACGCACCCGAGUGGAGGAAGAAACACUGCGAUAAUGGAUGUGUACAGAAUCCUGAAGGGUUUAUUUGUAGGUUUACUCUGAUCAUCGCUGCCUGACGUUGGUACACGUCAAUACAGUUUUCACAUCUGGGUUGCUUUUCUGGACUCAUUUUAGAUUUGGAGUGGAUUCUCAAAGGAGUCAAUUCAGCAUUGCAUUGUGACAAAGCGCAGGGCUGAAGUGUCCAACGAUGUCUGGGGCCUCGGUGAAAGUGGCGGUCAGGGUUCGUCCCUUCAACUCAAGGGAGACCAGCAAAGAAUCCAAAUGCAUUAUUCAGAUGCAAGGCAACUCUACCAGUAUAUUGAAUCCCAAAAACCCGAAAGAGCCACCAAAGUCCUUCAGCUUUGACCACUCGUACUGGUCACACACCACGCCGGACGACCCCUGCUUUGCAGCGCAGAGCCAGGUGUACAAUGACAUCGGGAAGGAGAUGCUGCAGCACGCCUUCGAAGGCUACAACGUUUGCAUAUUUGCUUAUGGCCAGACUGGCGCUGGCAAGUCCUACACAAUGAUGGGAAAGCAGGAAGAAGGACAGGAAGGCAUCAUUCCUCAGCUCUGUGAAGAACUCUUUGAGAAAAUCAAUGACAACAACAACGAUGAUAUCUCUUAUUCAGUGGAGGUGGCAUACAUGGAAAUUUACUGUGAGCGAGUGAGGGACCUGCUCAACCCCAAGAACAAGGGAAACCUCCGUGUAAGGGAGCAUCCUCUGCUCGGGCCAUAUGUCGAAGAUCUGUCCAAAUUGGCCGUUACGUCUUAUACGGACAUCGCUGACCUCAUGGAUGCUGGUAACAAGGCCAGGACCGUCGCUGCUACUAACAUGAACGAGACCAGCAGCCGCUCGCAUGCCGUCUUCACCAUUGUCUUCACACAAAAGAAGCAUGACAGCGAGACAGACCUGUCCACAGAAAAGGUCAGCAAAAUCAGCCUGGUGGAUCUGGCAGGCAGUGAGCGUGCUGACUCAACUGGGGCCAAAGGCACGCGUCUGAAGGAAGGUGCAAACAUCAACAAAUCUCUGACAACCCUAGGAAAGGUCAUCUCUGCCUUGGCUGAGGUGAGCAAGAAGAAAAAGAAGACAGACUUCAUUCCUUACCGUGACUCUGUUCUCACAUGGCUCCUGAGAGAGAAUUUGGGUGGGAACUCGAGGACAGCUAUGGUGGCUGCUCUGAGCCCUGCUGACAUUAACUAUGAUGAAACCCUGAGCACCUUGAGAUACGCCGACCGAGCCAAGCAGAUCAAGUGCAAUGCCGUGAUCAACGAAGACCCCAACGCCAAGUUGGUGCGUGAGCUGAAGGAUGAAGUCACCCGUUUGAAGGAUCUGCUCAGGGCCCAGGGUCUCGGGGACAUCCUGGACAGGACUUUAGGCAUCGACAGCUGCGGGGACGGCUACGACCUGAAAGAUAUUCACAACAGUCAGCAUAGAUACUUGCUUGCAUCAGAGAACCAACGGCCUGGCCAUCUCUCCACAGCGCCAAUGGGUUCCCUCACAGCCUCGCCGUCGUCCGGCUCUCUGUGCAGCCCCACAGGCCUGCAGUCCGUCUGCAGCAUCCAGGAGCGCAUCAUGUCCACUCCCGGAGGAGAGGAGGCCAUCGAGAGGCUCAAGGAGUCUGAGAAGAUCAUAGCAGAGCUCAAUGAGACGUGGGAGGAGAAGCUGAGGAAGACGGAGGCGAUCCGGAUGGAGAGAGAGGCCCUGUUAGCAGAGAUGGGCGUUGCAAUUCGGGAGGACGGUGGAACCCUGGGUGUCUUCUCUCCUAAAAAGACCCCUCACCUGGUUAACCUGAACGAGGAUCCUCUCAUGUCCGAAUGCCUGCUGUACUACAUCAAAGACGGGGUUACAAGGGUGGGCCAGGCCGAUGCAGAGAGAAGGCAAGAUAUCGUUCUGAGUGGAGCGCACAUCAGAGAGGAGCACUGCAUCUUCCGCAGCGAGCGAAACACCAAUGGAGAUGUGAUUGUAUUGCUGGUGCCGUGUGAAGGCUCGGAGACGUAUGUGAACGGCAAGCGUGUGAGCGACGCUGUGCAGCUGCGCUCAGGUAAUCGUAUCAUCAUGGGGAAGAACCACGUGUUCCGCUUUAACCACCCUGAGCAGGCGCGAGCUGAACGAGAGAAGACUCCAUCAGCUGAGACGCCUGUGGAGCCUGUGGACUGGACCUUUGCCCAGAGAGAACUUCUGGAAAAACAGGGCAUCGACAUGAAGCAGGAGAUGGAGAAGAGGCUUACGGAGAUGGAGAUCCUUUAUAAAAAAGAGAAAGAGGAGGCUGAUCAACUGCUCGAGCAACAGAGACUGGUCUAUGAGAGCAAGCUUCAAGAACUACAGAAACAGGUGGAGCAGAUAGCCGAAACUCCUGAUGAGGAGGAGGAGGAAGAGGAAGAGGAGGAAGUGCCAUGGACACAGCAUGAGUUCGAACUCGCUCAGUGGGCCUUUAGAAAGUGGAGGUACCACCAGUUCACCUCACUAAGAGACCAGCUGUGGGGUAACGCAGUAUACCUGAAGGAAGCGAAUGCCAUCAGUGUGGAGCUCAAAAAGAAGGUCCAGUUCCAGUUUGUUCUUCUGACGGACACGCUGUACUCCCCACUCCCCCCUGAGCUUUUGCCUCCCGAGCCAGAGAAAGAACGUGACUCCAGGCCUUUCCCUCGUACCGUGGUGGCUGUGGAGGUCCAGGACCUGAAAAAUGGAGCCACUCACUACUGGUCUCUGGAGAAGCUCAAGCAAAGGCUGGAGCAGAUGCGAGAGAUGUAUGACCGUGCAGGAGAAAUGGCCUCCUCCAGUCAGGAGGAUGGAGAGGGGCCCCUGACCGGCAGCGACCCUUUCUAUGAUCGCUUCCACUGGUUCAAGCUAGUGGGAAGAGCAUUCGUGUACCUGAGUAACCUGCUGUACUCCGUGCCCCUGGUGCAUCGUGUGGCUGUAGUGACGGAGAAAGGCGAGGUGCGAGGGUUCCUGCGUGUGGGUGUCCAAGCCAUCGCAGCUGAUGAAGAGGCUCCUGAUUACGGCUCUGGUGUCCGUCAGUCUGGCACUGCCAAAAUCUCAUUCGAUGACGAGUAUUUCAAAAAGACUGAAUUCUCUUCCGUGGCACUGACCCAUUCUGGCCUUUCUAUGGAGGAGUUGCGUAUUGUUGAAGGCCAAGGACAAAGUUCAGAGGUCAUCACCCCCUCUGAAGAGAUGAACAGAAUAAAUGACAUGGAUAUGAAGCUGGGGAACGUAGAUGGUAAGCUGGGCCAAUCGGAGGGUCUGGUUGGUCAGCUGGAGGUGGGCAGCGUCUUCACUUUCCGCGUCACUGUUCUGCAGGCCGCUGGCAUCCCACCAGAGUACGCCGACAUCUUCUGCCAGUUCAACUUCCUCCAUCGGCAUGAUGAGGCUUUCAGUACAGAACCUCUGAAGAACUCGGGCAAAGGUUCCCCGCUGGGCUUUUACCACGUCCAGAAUAUUUCUGUGGAGGUCACGGAGUCCUUUAUCGAGUACAUUAAGAGCAAACCCAUCGUGUUUGAAGUGUUCGGACAUUACCAGCAGCACCCACUGCACCGUCAUGGCCAGGACACAAUCAACCCUCCACCGCCUUCUAGGAAGUACUACCCUCCACCCAUGCCUCUGUCUAAACCAGUUCCAGCCACCAAACUGAACACCAUCAGCAAGUCAAACCUGGGCCAGUGUGUGAGCAAGUAUGACCUGCUGGCCUGGUUUGAGAUCAGUGAACUGGAACCAACCGGAGAGUAUAUCCCUGCUGUAGUGGACCACACUGGAGGUUUACCCUGUCAUGGCACUUACUUACUGCACCAGGGUAUCCAGCGUAGGAUCACAGUGACACUCAUCCAUGAGAAGGGCAGUGAGCUCCACUGGAAGGACGUCCGAGAGCUGGUAGUUGGUUGGAUCAGGAACAAGCCGGAGGUGGAUGACACGGCGGCAGAUGCAGUGCUCUCUCUUAACAUCAUCUCAGCCAAAAAUAUGAAAUCCUCACAUAACUCCAACAGGACGUUUUACCGGUUUGAGGCUGUGUGGGACAGCUCGCUGCACAACUCUCUCCUGCUCAAUCGGGUCACUCCCUGUGGAGAGAAGAUUUAUAUGACCCUGUCUGCAUACCUGGAGCUUGACCACUGCAUCCAGCCUGCCAUCAUCACCAAAGACAUCUGCAUGGUCUUCUACUCCAGAGAUGCCAAGAUCUCACCUCCACGCUCUCUGAGGAACCUCUUUGGCAGCGGCUAUUCUAAAACCCCUGACUGCAACAGAGUGACUGGGAUCUAUGAACUCAGCCUGUGCAAGAUGGCCGACACAGGAAGCCCAGGCAUGCAGAGGCGAAGACGGAAAGUUCUGGACACAUCAGUGGCGUACGUGCGUGGAGAGGAGAACCUGGCUGGGUGGAGGCCCAGAGGAGACAGUCUGAUCCUUGAGCACCAGUGGGAGCUUGAGAAACUUGAACAGCUGCACGAGGUGGAGAAAACGCGUCACCUCCUGCUGCUGCGGGAGAAACUGGGCGAGUCGGUUCCUCAGAAGUCUCUGAGCGAGUCUGUCUCUCCAAGCUUGAGCAGUGGCACCCUGAGCACCUCGACCAGCAUCUCCUCACAAAUCUCCUCCACCACCUUCGAGAGCGCCAUCACACCCAGCGAGAGCAGUGGAUAUGACUCGACUGACAUCGACAGCCUGGUGGACCGUGAGAAGGAGCUGGCCACCAAGUGCCUCCGCCUUUUGACUCACACAUUUAACAGUGACUAUAACCAGAUGUGCAACAGCAUUAGCGCCUGCCAGCUGUCUGAUAUCUCACCCAUGGGCCGAGAUCCAUCAGUCACCAGUCUCAGCAGUGCCACCCUUACCCCGUCCUCGACCUGCCCCUCCCUGGCAGACUCCCGCUGUGGCUCAGACCAGAAGACUCCUGAGCCUAACUCCCGCGCCACCAGCCCCUCAUGCUCGGACUAUGAAAACUUCCCCAUGGUGCCCAGUGUGGAAACGUCAUACCUGGCUCGUGCUGGCAAACACGAGUUCCUCAACCUGGUACCUGAUAUUGAGGAGAUGAGGCCUGGCUCUGUGGUCUCUAAGAAGGGCUACCUGAACUUCAUGGAGCCGCGCUCGAACUCCUGGGUGAAACACUUUGUGGUAGUACGCCGCCCGUAUGUCUUCAUCUACAACAGUGACAAGGACCCAGUGGAGCGAGGUGUCCUGAACCUGUCCACUGCUCAGGUGGAGUACAGUGAGGAUCAGCAGGCCAUGCUCAAGACUCCCAACACGUUUGCGGUGUGCACUAAGCACAGAGGGAUUCUGCUCCAAGCCAACAAUGAUAAAGACAUGAACGACUGGCUGUAUGCUUUUAACCCGCUGCUAGCAGGAACAAUAAGGUCCAAACUGGCGAGAAGACGCUCCGCUUUGCUGAAAGACUAAACAAGCUUCUGAAGAGAUCACGCUCCGUUUCUUCUCCCUAGCCUUCGAGUGUUAACACUUUAUUAAAACUUUGUGAUUCUUGAUGGUUUUCUCUUCUAUGUAGACCUGUGGCUUAAAUCUUCUCUCCAGCAAAUGAACUCUUGAGUUUCUGAACACCCACUUUCCCCUUUCCUCUCCCCCCCUCCCUCCUCCUUUCUCUUUCUCCUAACCUCUCGCUAUUUUGUUCGUUUGGAUCCUUUCUGUCUUUGUUUUCGUUCUCUGCCAUAGCAGAGCCUUCUUCUAGUAGCAUGUCGUAAUAGUCUGUUUGUGUGUGCACGAUUCUUCCGAGCAGUUUCUCUUCUGUAUUUGAGUUAUUACUCGUCUGUACCGAUCGUCUUUAUCAGUGUUAUCUGUUGAGUCAGGUACGUUUUUUUUUUUUUUUUCUUCUUCUCCCGCAUGGCCACAGCAGCAGUCCUCAGGAGAUGAGCAGUUUGCUUACAAAGCCUCACAGAGUACCACUGAACAUAGAUAAACUACACUAUAUGAUUAUGAUUAUCUGAAAAGAACUAUUUCUCUCAUAGAAAAUAAUAGCUCAGUAGUUUUUACACUAGUGAGUAGAUGUCCCAACACUGGAAGAGAAGGAGACGUACCAUAUAAAGGGCCAGGGCAUGAAUUUUAAACGUAUGACUAAAUCUGGGACUAAAUGAGUAUUACUGUGGACCUGGACAGAGAAUGUGGACGGAUUUUAGUUUUUGUGCUCCAGCACAGUGCGUUUGCUUCGCAUUAAUUUAAUUCCGUGUAGUAAAAGGAUAACACGCGUCUGUUUGUAAAAGCGCAUUACUAUGUAGAACAAGAGGAGGAUGGAUGAAAGAGAACACUCUUUCCGUGACGUUUAUGCAGUUCAUCUUGAUCAGAAAACCUGUCGAAAAGAAGUCACAGAAAAGAAGAAAGCGAUUCCGAUGUGAUGAAUGAGAUGAAGGUCAUCUGUAAAUACUUUUAAGGAUUCCUGCACUUUCAUGCUAGUCAUUCUGAAACAAGAGACAUUCCUUCCGUGCUGUUGUUCACGCGAUCUUUUAUUUAUUACGAAAUCACAGCAGUUAUUUAGCCAGGAGGGUUUGAUAUCCGCAGGCCUGUCACGAUUUGAUAUUGGAGCUUGGUUAAAUAAUGAUCCAGUGGUCAGUGGUGGUGAACCAGCCUCUUGGCUCUCCAUCAGAAAACGCUCCAUGAUCAUGUUGAACCUGAAUCUAUGAAUUUAACCUUAACUAAUUAUUGUACUCAUUUAUCUUAACUUAUUAUUUCUAAUGCUGCUUGUUUUAUAUCUCAUUAACUUGAAUUUGAAUUUGAAGCAGGUUGUUGGAAGAAGGGCUUUUUUUUUUUUCUUCUUUUUUUAAAUCCAGCCGAUAGUUUUGCACAAUGACACAAACACAAGUGGAUCACUGAAGUAGAUUUGGUCCGACACUGUCUGUUUGUUCGUUUGAAGGGUUAAUUAUUUUGCAGUGUGAUGCAUAGAAAAGGGAUAGAAUACCUGCUCAUGCUUUUGAAUUUAUCACGAAAAGAUUUGCUCUGUUAAUGUUUGAUGCAGUUCGCAUUUGAGACAUAACUGAUCGAUUCGUCUUUCACGCUUUCACUUUGCCUUGCAUUAAGCUGGACAGUUUUGACAAGGAGAUAUAUGUGACCUGGCACACAGAAAGCCUCUGGCCAGCCAACCAGGAGGUUGUGUGCUUCAUGUACUCUACGUAAAGCUAAUGCGGCUUAGUGUAAGGCCUGGAUUUCAAAUGAAGCCAAGUCAAAAUCCUGAACGCUCAUGACUCCUGUAGUCUUAAGGUCAUGCGAAAGCUUUCCGAUAACAAACUAAAAUGGCCGACGGUCCUGUUCUGAAGUCGGGCAGCCUGAGAAACAGAAACGACGACGUGAUGAUGGGGGGGGGGACGUGUUUAAAGUGUUAUCUGGACAUAUAUUUAUUUCUUAUGACACAUUUUUAAAGAGCAAGGGUGCUGUCAUGCCAUCGUUUCAUCAUAAUGUCAAUAUUGAAGGAAAAUGUGGUCAUGAAUUCCAAAAACAUGAGCAAGUUGCGUAAUCUUGACGGAGCAAAGAGUUUCUCUUGUGAGAGACUUUAACUGCAUAGACUUAGACAAGCAUCAUCUGGGAUUUUUUUUUUUUUUUUUGCAGUGUAUAUAUUAAUUUGCAGUUCUUUGCACAUUUAAGAGGUGAUGACUAACAGAUCAAAUAAAACCUGAAGUGGAUUUCUAGCGUUUACUCAAAUAUGAACAAGAUAGGAUAAAAUCAGAUCACAUAACGUGAUGUGUUAGUUAGAAGUGUAUUUUUGAAUGUACCUCUGCGAUGUCACUGAGAAAUAUUCACUAAUUGCAUUGAUGUAAGAGCAAAACGGAAACCUUUUUUCUUUUUUUAACUGUCAGCUUGAGUCAUUCUAGUGCUGCCUGUUGAUUUCAUUUGGUUGCGCCACUCCAACAAAUCCACCCAGUUUAAGUUCAGGUGUGUACCUCAGAGUUAUGAUGAUGUGGGGAGGGAUACUGUUUAGAUUUAUUUUCUAAUAUCAGGGACUAUAUUUUUAGAGGUAUUAAUCAUUACUCAUGCUUAUACCAUUUAAUCUUUGUUUCUCAGUCAUUGUAUUGCCUUCCGAACCACUCUGGUAUACACGCCCUCUCAGAGGUCUCCUUUUAUUAACCUCCCACUCGUUUUGUUGAAAGACGACAAGCUAAACCAAGGCGUUAACACUGUACAUUAUUUGUCAGAUUGGCUUCAUUUUCAUACUUAUUUUGUAAAUAUUACAUGUUGUAUGGAGCUUGAAUUAAAAUGUAAAUAUGUCUCCUGUAUUUGUAAUACUUAUAAUCCAUUCGCUGUAUAGCCUAGAUGUGUAAUGCAGAUAUCUUAAUUCUGUGUAUGGUAAUCUUGCACCAUUGAUCUGUUUAGUGAAUGAGGUAACAAUAAAGUCCAUCCAGUGCAUUAGCAGAGAAACUUCACACGUCUCUUUCUUUUAAAGCUUCAUCGAUCAAAUAGCUACUUGAAUAUACGGGAUCGUUUUGCUUGUUGGACUAAAUCACAUUCACUGUAGUAGUUGACGACAUGUCUUUUCUGUAGUUUUCUGCUUUUAUGGCUGAGGACUACAGUUGACUUGCUAACUUUAGGGCUGCAGUUGUCAUGAACAGUUUUGCACUCAAGUUUCCAUCAAUGAACAGUUUAUAACAUCAACGAAACUGUCUUCAUGUUAAAACUGUUAAUGUUAUAGUCAUGCUGUCUGUUGUUGCCCAAAUGAGGAUGGGUUCCCUUUUGAGUCUGGUUCCUCUCGAGGUUUCUUCUUCAUGUCGUCUGAGGGAGUUUUUCCUCGCCACCGUCGCCACAGGCUUGCUCAUUGGGGAUAGAUUAGGGACAAAAUUAGCUCAUGUUUGAAGUCGUUCAAAUUCUGUAAAGCUGCUUUACGACAAUGUUUAUUGCUAAAAGCGCUAUACAAAUAAACUUGACUUGACGUCUUUUCUGUAGUUAAAGCAAA
This is a messenger RNA of Neoarius graeffei (lesser salmon catfish), 8999 nucleotides long. It is a transcript of the gene kif1b, whose product is annotated as kinesin family member 1B. Bases 344 to 5512 code for a protein of 1722 amino acids. The record is from RefSeq and is a predicted model, not a curated record. The transcript has 47 exons. Gene Ontology annotation, cellular component: microtubule; axon; dendrite. Lineage: Eukaryota; Metazoa; Chordata; Actinopteri; Siluriformes; Ariidae. Gene Ontology annotation, biological process: cytoskeleton-dependent intracellular transport; vesicle-mediated transport; pentose-phosphate shunt, oxidative branch. Gene Ontology annotation, molecular function: NADP binding; phosphogluconate dehydrogenase (decarboxylating) activity; ATP hydrolysis activity.